AUAAUCUGGGCAAAAUGGCCGAAUGGCCUACUCCUGCACCUAUUGUCUAUUGUCAGUCGAACCAUUGUCGCUGCGAUCAAAGCUCCCGCGUCGGGGUGAUCGAAACUCACGGGGCUUGGAGUUCCCGAAGUUGGUCUCUCACCGGAGACCUCGGGCUCCAUGAUGUUAAAGUCUGCAGGCACCCACGGUUGGAGCUCCGAGGUCGAUCCCUGGCGGGCUUUAACAAAGGGAUUGCGGGCUCCGCGAUCUUAAAGUCCCGUAGGCACCCGCAGUGGAGCUCUCGAAAUCGGUCUCCAGCAAAGGCCGCCAACUUCUCGAUGUUAGGCCGCAGUGCGGACAGAGAUAUGAUACGGGAAAUAACCGCAUCUCCAUCGAGACUGCUACUUUGGAGCCCUGCUGCUCCAUUUGGGGUUUCUAACAGUUCACCGAUGGCACAUUCCCUACGAGUGAGUGAUGGCUUCCUACAACAGCUUGACCUUGUACUCAAAGAUGAUCAUUCUUUGCCCAUGGAUCUGCAUGCUGAACUCAAAUCCUGCUUCACAGGAACGAAACCCACCCCCACGAUUCCUUUCACCCUCCUGAGAAAACUCCACAUAUUCUUGGAAACAAAAGGGUUCCCUGUGUAUCUUCACGAACUUCUGGAGGGUGCAGAAAUAUUUACACCAGAAGUGAAGCUGCCUGAGAGGAACCCGCAGCUGGUGGCCAGAUUGGACAAGAUCAAAGCAAAGAUGGCAAAUGAAGAGUACAGACGGAUCACCAAAAAUGUCAACUGCCAGAUAAACCGAUACGGCACAAUUGGAGAUGUGGGAAAGCAAGUGCGAUCCGCUAAGGCCGUGGUGGUAACCAUCUUUAACUUCAUGGUGACGGUGGUGGCAGCGUUUGCCUGCGCCUACCUCGGUAGUCAGUACUUGUUCACGGAGCCGGCUGCGUGUGUUCUCAGUGGACUCAUUGUUGCCUCAGUGGUGGGGUUGGCUGAGCUGUACGUGCUCGUGCGCACCAUGGAAGGAGAACUGGGGGAGAUGUAGCGGGCACGGAUCCCCCGGCUAUGGUCUCGUCGGACCAGCUACAUGUUUCACCACAAGGUCUGGCUGGAAUCUGCUUUGUGCGGCUCUCACCCUGCGGGAAUGCUGGAAGCUCUCUACCUACAAAUAUUGACUCUGCAAACACCUUUGUUGUACAUUAUCUGUACAUGUUCUUGUGCUGUGACCAAGGUUUAUUUGUUGUUCAUGUGUUACUUUAUGAGUAUGUAAGGAAUAAUUAAGUUGAUGUGUGCCUGUCCAGUCCAGGUAUGAACCACUCUCCCACAAAGAACAUUGAUGAGCAAGUUGUGUCUUCUGACAAUCGGCUUGCUUUGUUCUCAAUAUCCUUCAGCUGAAUUUAAUUUCACAAUGUGUAUAACCCUCUAUCUGUUGAUUACAUAACUAGUGCCACAAUCAUGACAAAAUGCCCCAAAGCACUGCUCAGAUCUGAAACAAAACCAGAGAAUGCAGGAGAUACUCAGCAGGUCAGUCAGCAUCUGUGGAAAGAGGCUUAUUAUGAUUUCACUUCAAAGUCUUUUUGACUGACUGAUGGGAAAGCGCGGGUAUAUCUGUGAAGGGAGUGCGCAAUCUGUUGGCGUAAGGGGGAGGCAAGUGGGGUGCUGGUAAUUAUCUCCUCUUUGUAUCUUUCCUGGAGAAGCAAUGAUCAGGAACCCAGGAGAAACUAGAGUCGCCAAAUCUUCCUGCCCUCUCUCAGCGCACCCAAAGACCUAUUGUCUAUAGAUACCUUGAGUUAGUCACAGUGUUUCAUUCUUGCGAAGCAACCCGUGUGUGAUGGAGUGUGGUGAUUCUGACUGAGAUUGUAUACCUGUAACUGAGUUUGCUGUUGCGUAUGUGUCCACUUAUGUUAAAGAACAUCUCGUGCUUGGUUGGGAAGCUGGCUUCGUGAGAGGAAGGUGUCUCCCAGUGUGAACAACUCCAUUCACUGCACCCUGAGAAGGGUGAUGCAGAGUUACUGGCCUUGGGAACCUCAGCCUGAAGUACACACUGGUGGUUGACAGGUUCCAGCUGAAGCAAUAACUUUACACAUCGCACUUUACACACAGCUAAACAUUCAAAGGUUAUUCACAGGAGCAAAUGUAAGCUGACAUAGGGAGGAUGACCAAAAGCUUGGUAAGAGAAACAUCUUGAAGGGGGAAGAGGGAUAGAAACUGAGAGGUUUAGGAAGGAAAUCCCAGAGUUUAGGGCCUUGGCAACAGAACAUUGAAGGAUGGAAUUAGUGAAGGCUGCAGGGCCAGAGGGGGCUGGAGGGUGUAUGGACUUUGAAAAUGGAGACAUUGCUUCAUUGGGAGCAAGUGAUCUCAGAGCUAAGCAGUGUCCACCAUACAUUUGUAUGCAGAGUCGAAUGUGAGAAUGCCACUCCCCUGAGAGGGAACACCUUGCAUGAAAUGGGCCCUGCAAAAAGAGUUGUCCCACUUCCUGGUUAGAUUGGUCUCAUGCUAAGAUCUGGCCCUGGAGUUAGAGUGGACACCAGAUAAGGCUUCCCUGUCAACUUGAAUAUUUGGAAUUGAAUAUUUCAGUCCAAAGACUUUAUUAAAAACGAAAUAAAUCUCAGUCAAACUUUGUAACUUGU
Molecule: messenger RNA, 2610 nt
Organism: Leucoraja erinaceus (little skate)
Lineage: Eukaryota; Metazoa; Chordata; Chondrichthyes; Rajiformes; Rajidae
Gene: vma12
Product: transmembrane protein 199
Exons: 7
Coding region: 15-1025 (336 amino acids)
Biological process (GO): vacuolar proton-transporting V-type ATPase complex assembly
Cellular component (GO): endomembrane system
Source: RefSeq, a predicted model, not a curated record